Molecule: messenger RNA, 2563 nt
Organism: Rana temporaria (common frog)
Lineage: Eukaryota; Metazoa; Chordata; Amphibia; Anura; Ranidae
Product: palmitoyltransferase ZDHHC1-like
Exons: 13
Coding region: 835-2496 (553 amino acids)
Biological process (GO): peptidyl-L-cysteine S-palmitoylation; protein targeting to membrane
Cellular component (GO): Golgi apparatus; endoplasmic reticulum
Molecular function (GO): protein-cysteine S-palmitoyltransferase activity
Source: RefSeq, a predicted model, not a curated record
GUCACAUGACUGGCAGCAUCACUCGCAACCAGGAAGUGGAGGAGAAGGGUAAACACAAAGGAGAGGGUCUGUUUCUGUGGGAUAAUAAGGACGGUGAUCAUAGAGAAGACCACCCAGCCACUCUUCUAUCACACCCAGCUGAACAUUUCUACGGAGACAUGGAAGCAGACAAGCUUGGAAGAGACUGGACAUGCAGAGGCACAGUGUGAGAAUCCUGAUUGGAAAAAGCAUGGACACCUGACCAGCAGCAUCACAAGCAGGAAGUGUGAGGCUGCGAUGAACACAGAGGAGAGGAAUUGCCAGGAGCUCAGGAAUAAUAAAGACAUUUAUAGAUAAGGUAUCUUGGGGUGGAUGGACUGUGCUGUGUUUUAUAUUACAAGGAGCUCUGAAAAGAAAUGGAUUUAUGAGGCGUGAACAGAGGAAGACGAAUGUUUUCGUCAGAGUUCAUGAGAAUCACAUUUCAGCAGCUGCAACCUGAUGUAAGACUUUGGAAGAUCUCAGUCCUGUACACAGGCCACACCAGGCCGAGAUGGAGUAACGCCGGAGAAUCUGACUUCUGCUGAGUAUGGAUGUGUUUUCUUGCCGGACUCUUCUCAUUUGCAGUCACUUGACUGUGAAGACAGCAACCAUGCUUUGUUAUGUGGAUUAUUAACCUCUUCACAUUCAAUGUUGGACAUACCACAACCGUUUAUUAUCUGCUCCAUUCCUUCUGUAAGUUUACACCCCCAAGGAUCCUUGAAUGAGCAGAAACAGCCAAUUCUGGAAAAAGUAUCAAUAACCAUUCUCCAGAUCCAGUGCUUCCAGCAGCUGGCCUGAUUGGCCGAUGAUGUUCUGAUGACCAUCUGCAGGAAGCCAUCUGGGAAGACCGUGCCUGGAAAGGCGGGUGAGGAUACCACAGUCGAGCCCCUUCAACAUUUCCGAAGGAAUGGCUGGAGUUGGCCUCCGCACCCUUUACAGUUUGUGGCCUGGAUCACAUACCUUCUGUUUACGAUCAUUGGAUUUGGGGUCCUUGUUCCCCUGUUGCCCCGACACUGGGUGGCUGCUGGUUAUACGUGUAUGGGAGUGCUGUUUGCGUUACACCUCGUUGUCCAUUUUUUGGCGGUAACCUUUGAUCCAGCAGAUGAGAAUGUACGUGCCAAGAACGCUCCUGGCCCACUGCCUGUGUUCGAUCGGACCAAGCAUGCUCAUGUCAUUGAAAACAUGCAUUGUUACAUCUGUGAGGUGGAUGUGGGGGACAAAUCCAAACACUGCAGUUUAUGCAAUAAGUGUGUCAGUAAUUUUGACCAUCACUGCAAAUGGCUGAAUAACUGUGUGGGCGGCAAAAAUUACUGGCUGUUUUUUACCUGUCUUGUAUCUGCAUUUCUUGGCACUGUGUUGCUGAGUUCCAUUUCAUCCUUUGUGUUUCUUGAAUACUUUGUCGAUCCGUCUGUGUUGAGGAGUGACCAAAGCUUUGAAGGUGUGAAGAACCUGUCAAAUGUAUGGUUUGUGUUCCUUCCAGCUAGUCCAGUGGAGACCCAAGCCUCUGUGAUUUUGGGCCUGGCAGCUCUUGUUUCAGUAAUGGGACUCAUCACCAUUUUCCUGAUAGGACAACUGCUGUGCUUUCACAUUUACCUCUUGUGGAAUAAGCUGAGCACUUAUGAGUACAUAAUGCACCAGCGGCAGAAGCAGGAAAUGAAAUCUAAUAGCAAGUGUCUAGACGAGGGGAAGACGCCACCCACAGGCCGUGCACAAGAGGAGAGUUAUGGGGGAAGCCUCAUAUAUACAAAUCCUGAAGUACUGAUUGAGGGUCCUUCAUCGGGAUCACUGAACACAGACUCCCCGAUGUCCUUAAAUGCUGAUAUUGCAGAUGGCAACCCCGACUCAGACCAUAAGCUAUCACCAGCUUUACAGCAGAAGCCAAAGAAGAAGAAGAAAAAGAAGAAAAGCAACAAAAUAUCACCAGAAGAUGCUAACAAACAUGCUGGUCAUGACGUGCCUGGCCUUCCGAUUCAUGAGGAGAACGAACUUCCAGUCUCACCAGCACCUCCAAGCUUGGCCAGUAAUUCCCCAAAUUUCCCAGUGAGAUCUUUACCAGUCUUGGCGCCCAUCCAUCCAAUUCAGGCAGCAGGACCUCCUGCAGAAUAUCAUUCUGACUCUGCCGAGUCUAUGGAGGAAAUUCCUGUUGCUCAAACUCAUCUUGGCAGCUCCUCCAUGACUGAAAACCUCUUUCUUACCCCGAGAAGCCCCAGAGACUUGGCAAACGAAUGUGAGAAUGGACUGAGGCAGAGCUGGCCUGUGACUGAACAGAAGUUUGAGCUUCUUCCAAAGGUUCCCACUGUGUUUGUCAGUGAGAGCAGCGGAGAACUUUUAUCCAGUAGAACCAUGGAGGAACCCAAAGCACAGGACACUCGCUGUACAGGGUACAAUACCAUGUGGAUGGCAAAGGGAAAAGGAGGAGAGCAGGUUCUUUCCAUCUCUAAUGCUGAAGUUUCACCCUCCAUCAAUACUAACCGGUAGUUUAAUCUUCUUUUAUAUGAAGAUUUUUACUCAUUUAUUCUUAAUAAAUUCUUUUUGAUACGUCGUA